GGAACUCAGGGAUGGAGGCAGAAAUGACGAAGCAGCUCGUGUGCAAGUAGAUGGUGAUCAGGCAGUCUCUUGUCCAGGGGGGACAUUUGCAUAGAUCUGGGGGCUGACACUGCAGGCAGGAAAUCCCUGAAGAGCCGGCUUAGCAAUGGAGGGGUCGAGGGACAGGAAGGACUUCUGUGAGUGGAACGGGCCAGGGCUGGAGCUUGCAAUGGUGAAAGACCAAAGAAACCCAUUCCUCUUCAGGAUCAGACGGUCAGAGAUGAGAAAGGGCGGUAUAAACGGUUUCAUGGAGCCUUCAGUGGAGGUUUCUCUGCGGGAUACUUCAAUACUGUUGGCUCGAAAGAAGGAUGGACACCCUCUACCUUUGUGUCUUCACGACAGAACAGAGCAGACAAGUCUGUUCUUGGUCCUGAGGAUUUUAUGGACGAAGAGGAUCUUAGUGAAUUUGGGAUAGCACCUAAAGCAAUUGUUACCACAGAUGAUUUUGCUUCCAAAACCAAAGACAGACUUCAGGAAAAGGCCAGGCAGCUGGCAGCUGCUGCAGCCCCUAUUCCUGGAGCCAUGCUGCUUGAUGACCUCAUCACACCGGCAAAAUUAUCUGUUGGCUUUGAAUUGCUAAGAAAAAUGGGUUGGAAGGAAGGACAAGGAGUGGGUCCACGAGUGAAGAGAAGGCCACGCCGACAGAAACCAGAUCCUGGAGUUAAGAUCUAUGGCUGUGCGUUGCCGCCUAGAGGCUCGGAAGGAUCUGAGGAUGAAGAUGAUGACUACUUACCUGAUAAUGUGACCUUUGCCCCUAAAGAUGUCACACCUGUGGAUUUUACACCUAAAGAUAAUGUACAUGGGCUAGCCUACAAGGGCCUGGAUCCCCACCAAGCACUGUUUGGAACUCCGGGAGAACACUUGAAUUUUUUGGGUGGAGGAUCUGAGGGGGCCAGCAAUCUUCUUGGAAAUGUUGGACUGAGUAAAGGAAGAAAACUGGGCAUUUCAGGCCAGGCUUUUGGUGUGGGUGCCCUGGAAGAGGAAGAUGAUGACAUCUAUGCCACAGAAACUCUGUCCAAGUAUGAUACUGUGUUGAAGGAUGAGGAACCUGGAGAUGGACUUUAUGGCUGGACAGCACCCAGGCAGUACAGAAAUCAGAAAGAACCAGAGCGAGAUCUUCGAUACAUUGGCAAAAUUUUGGAUGGAUUUUCCUUGGCUUCUAAACCUUUAUCUUCAAAGAAACUUUAUCCGCCCCCUCAGUUGCCGAGAGACUAUCGACCGGUGCAUUAUUUCAGACCUGUGGUCCCUGCAACCUCCGAGAACUCUCACUUACUUCAGGUGUUAUCAGAGUCAUCUGGAAAGGCAGGGCAAGACCCAGGGACAUAUAGUAGGCACCAACUGAAUGCCUCCAAGCGGGGGCAGUUGCUAGGAGAGACGCCUAUUCAAGGUUCAGCUACUUCAGUGUUAGAGUUUCUGUCCCAAAAAGAUAGAGAAAGAAUCAAAGAAAUGAAGCAGGUCAGUGACUUGAAGGCAGCUCAAGCAAAGGCCAGGAGUCUGGCCCAGAAUGCUGCAAGCAGCAGACUGCAGUCCUCCACGCCGGACCUCGGACACUGCUCACAGCAUCCCACGUUGGGCAGCUGGUCAGCCGCCACUAGAGCCAGCAACUUUAAGCCUUUUGCUAAAGACCCAGAAAAGCAAAGACGAUACGAAGAGUUCCUGGCUCACAUGAAGGAGGGUCAGAAAGAUGCACUGGAACGAUGCCUGGAUCCCAGUAUGACCGAGUGGGAGCGAGGCCGUGAGCGGGAAGAGUUUGCCCGGGCAGCCCAGCUCUACGUGUCUUCCCAUGUCACCUUGUCCUCCAGGUUCACUCACGCCAAGGAAGAGGACGAUUCAGAUCAAGUGGAAGUUCCUCGAGACCAAGAGAAUGACAUCAAUGACAAGCAGUCAGCUGUGAAGAUGAAGAUGUUUGGGAAACUCACCCGAGACACAUUUGAGUGGCACCCUGACAAGCUUCUGUGUAAGAGGUUUAAUGUCCCCGACCCUUAUCCAGGCUCAACUUUAGUUGGCUUACCGCGAGUGAAGCGCGACAAAUACUCAGUCUUCAACUUCCUGACACUCCCAGAGCCGACCUCUCUGCCUACAAAGCCGGUAUCAAGUGAGAAAGGACAGCAGCAGCAUGGCUCUGACAAAUCCAGGAAACUGUCAAGAUGGGACACAUCCAAACUAGAGAGGAAAGAAGAUUCCAUUAGUGAAUUUUUAAGUCUGGCUAGAUCAAAAGUUGGUCCUCCAAAGCAAGAAUCCAGUCCCUUAGUAAACAAAGAGGAGGAACGGGUCCCAGAAUCGCUCUCAGACAAGACUGUGGACAAAGGUGCAGCUUCACAGCCUGAGGGAGAGGGUAGCCGGCCAUCCAUGGAUUUAUUCAAGGCCAUCUUUGCCAGCUCCUCUGAUGGAAAGUCCUCAUCCUCAGAGGAGGAGCAGGACGACAGCGAGAAUGAUCAGGAGGGUACCGAGGAGGCCAACUUCCAAAGUUCCCAAGAGGUGGCCAUGGUGGAAAGCGCUGUAACCCACACUGCUGAGCCAGUGCCUUGUGAGCCCGCAGCUCCCUUCCCAAUUCAGAAGAUACAGAUCGAUGAACGAGAAGAGUUUGGCCCAAGGCUGCCUCCCGUCUUCUGCCCCAAUACUCGUCAGAAACUCGAGACACCUCAGAGAGAGAAACAUAAAAAGAACAAAGAAAAACACAAGAUGAAGAAAGAACACAGACGAAAGAGAGAGAAAAAAAAGAAACACAAGAAACACAAACACAAAAGUAAGCAAAAGAAUAAGAAACCAGAAAAAAGUAGUUCUGAGAGUAGUGACAGCAGUGACAGCCGGAGUGACGAAGAAGAGACAGCCGACCUGUCACCCCGGGAACUGCUGAGACGACUGAAAUGUUUCCCGCUAAGGAAGCAGUAAUUGAAUCCUGCCCUGGCCUCUCAGUAGUGAAUGUCCUCCGUGAUGGAAGUCCAUUGAUUGCCCAGUUCAGACAUUGUACAAAUUGUAUUUAUAUGUAAAUUCCUGCUGUAAAAUGAUUUUUAAAACCUUGACAUUUCAAAGACUGCCCUGAAAGGUUUCAGAAAUUGAUUUCUAUUUUUGACUUCAGUCAGUUCAUGGGGGGGCUGAACAGUUUAAUUAAAGUGGCAUUUUUCUAUG
This is a messenger RNA of Nannospalax galili (Upper Galilee mountains blind mole rat), 3168 nucleotides long. RefSeq names its product G-patch domain containing 1 (gene Gpatch1). Gene Ontology annotation, cellular component: nucleus. The record is from RefSeq and is a predicted model, not a curated record. Gene Ontology annotation, molecular function: RNA binding. The coding region runs from base 421 to 2931 and encodes 836 amino acids. Gene Ontology annotation, biological process: mRNA processing. The transcript is spliced from 20 exons. Lineage: Eukaryota; Metazoa; Chordata; Mammalia; Rodentia; Spalacidae.